AUGCUCGGCGGUCAAUAUUUCCGGGCGAUUAAAGAAAUGCAUGAGCAAUAUGGGCCCAUUGUGAGGAUCAACCCAAAUGAGGUGCACUGUAAUGACCCUGACUUCCUGGAGGUUCUGAACCCCCUGGGAGGAAGGAGGACAAACAAACCGAUAUCUACCGGAAAACGAACAGGAACGCCUGACUCCAUGGUGACCACCGUGGAUCACGAUAUUCACCGCCGUCGCCGCAACGCCGUCAGUGCCUUCUUCUCGAACAAAAGCAUCCGUAGUAUGGAGCCCGUCUUGCAAAAGUACCUUGCGCAGUUUUGCAGGCGCUUGAGUGAGCAGAGACCUGACAAACCGGUCGAGUUGCACAACAUGUUUCGAGCCCUUACCAACGAUUUCAUAACAACAUACGCUUUCGGACAGUCGGUUGGCCUAUUGAACGAGGUUGAUUUUGGACGUUCUUACUACGAGUCAAGCGAUGUCUUUUUCCCCGAUUUCGUGUACAGCCUGCCACUUUGGGUGGCUCCGAAGAUAUUCCCCUCACUCGCGGAACUGGCCAAAAAGCAACAACAGUGGAUGGAUAUGGUAUUUGAGAUAAGAGAUUCUCCUAAUAUGUCCAAGGCCAAAGGAACCAUAUUUGAAGGUAUCCUUAAUUGCGGGCUGCCUGACGAAGACCUGGCCGGUAAACGUCUACUGGCCGAAGCCCAACUCAUUGUUUUCGCAGGGGAGGGCACAACAGCAUAUACACUCAACGCAGCGACUUACGAACUUCUCGCCCACCCCGAAGUGCUCCAGGAGCUUCAAAAAGAAUUGUCUGAAGCUAUCCCUGAUGCAAAUAAGGUUCCAUCAUUUUCGCAGGUUGAGACGCUCCCAUUUCUCAGCGCUGUGAUCCAAGAGACAGUGCGGCUGCACCCAGGUGUCAUGGCUCGCCAGGCGCGUAUUUCACCUGACGUGCCCGUCACGUAUAAAACCAAGAGCGGCUGGGAUUAUAUAAUUCCUCCUGGAACAGUCAUGAGCAUGUCCCCGUACACGACACAUUUGAAAGAGGACCUGUUCCCGGAUCCAUACGAAUUCCGACCAAGGAGGUGGAUAGAUGAGCCCAGGCUCGACAAAGGCUUUCACGGAUUCGCUCGGGGUUCAAGAAAUUGUGUAGGGUAA
Messenger RNA from Diaporthe batatas, 1143 nucleotides. RefSeq lists its product as uncharacterized. Lineage: Eukaryota; Fungi; Ascomycota; Sordariomycetes; Diaporthales; Diaporthaceae. Gene Ontology annotation, molecular function: iron ion binding; heme binding; monooxygenase activity. The coding region runs from base 1 to 1143 and encodes 380 amino acids. The transcript is spliced from 5 exons. The record is from RefSeq and is a predicted model, not a curated record.